This is a messenger RNA of Microplitis demolitor, 1666 nucleotides long. It is a transcript of the gene Hacd2, whose product is annotated as very-long-chain (3R)-3-hydroxyacyl-CoA dehydratase. Gene Ontology annotation, cellular component: endoplasmic reticulum membrane. Gene Ontology annotation, biological process: sphingolipid biosynthetic process; very long-chain fatty acid biosynthetic process; fatty acid elongation. Gene Ontology annotation, molecular function: 3-hydroxyacyl-CoA dehydratase activity. The record is from RefSeq and is a predicted model, not a curated record. Lineage: Eukaryota; Metazoa; Arthropoda; Insecta; Hymenoptera; Braconidae. The transcript has 6 exons. Bases 239 to 1531 code for a protein of 430 amino acids.
CAGUAGACAGAAAUAAACAUUCUAUUCUUAUCAAUAACUCGGCAAAUCUUCUAAAAUAAUAAUUUUUUUUUUUUAAUUCAAAAAUUGAAUCUUGCAAAUGGCCAUUUAUUUUUUCUCGCUAAAAAAAAAAGUCUCCAGAUGUGAUAAGAAGAAUUCAUCAUAAAAAUUCAUAUUUGGUGGAAUAAUACCGGUAAUUAUAAAAAAUAAUUAUAUCAAGUUUUUUAUAUAAAAAAAAAAGAUGUCUAACGCACAAAGUCCAAAAGUUUAUUGGAAUCAAACAAACAGUGAUAUUUAUUUAAGAAUUGAUAUUAAUAAUCCUCAGGGAUCGGAAAUUCAUUUCGAAGAUGACAGUAUGCAAUUUUCAGCAUUCAAACCUGAUGAAAAUGGACCCAUAAAUUAUUGUUUUAAUUUAAAGUUUUACAAGCAAACUGAUCGUAGGGAAAAUGUGUAUGAGCUUAUAGAUCAACAAUUGCAAUUUAUUUUGAGGAAACAAACUGAGGAAAAGUGGCCCCGACUUAGUACAGAGGACACAGAUCCCUCGUGGAUUAUUCCGGACUCGGACAAAAUGACAAAAAAAAGUUUAUGCAAUGAUAAGAAAACUUCUAAGCCUGUAUUCAAAAAAUUGAGCGAGGAGUACGCGGGCUUAAAUAAUAAAUUCCAUACGGAAGAUUUUGAGAAGCGGGAUAUCAAUGAGGAUUAUCCUCACAUGUAUGACAAACUUCACAAAGAGGAGCUGGGAUACAGGAGAGAAGAUUAUAAAAAAGUAUAUUUAGUCUUCUAUAAUUUAUUCCAAUUCAUUGGGUUCCUCUACAUUCUGAUAAUCAUGGGAAUCAAAUACUCUAGAGAUGGUCCAGAUUCCAUGAAAGAGACGUACAAGAGCGUAGGAAGUUUGCUGAAAUUCGCACAACUGAUGCAGUUUUUAGAAGUAAUGCAUCCAAUAUUUGGCUACACCAGAGGCAAUCCCCUGAUACCAUUCGUACAAGUCGGUGGCCGGGCAUUUAUUCUAUUUGUUAUGAUCGAAUCCGAAGAGCGGAUGCAAACAAAGCCGGUGGUGUUUUAUCUAUUUUUCGUUUGGAGCCUCGUUGAAAUUUUCCGAUAUCCCUAUUACAUAACGCAGUUGCUGAAGGUAAAUAUUCCAUUGAUAACUUGGCUGAGAUACACGGUAUGGAUACCGCUCUACCCGAUGGGGUUCCUGUGCGAGGGCAUAAUCGUCCUGCGUAAUAUUCCCUAUUUUGAAGAGUCAAAAAAGUACAACGUAGCGUUACCCAACGCCUGGAACUUUUCGUUCCACCUGCCGACGUUCUUGAGGAUUUACUUGUUGAUAUUUUUCCUGCCUGCGCUCUACAUGAUGAUGUCACACAUGAACAGGGCGAGGUAUGAGAAACUUGGAAAAACUAAGGAACGGAAAGUCAUCCAGCAAAAUUUGAGCUUCAAGUUCUUUGCAAUUAAUUUUUGUCUGAUUGCUGGCUUCUGUAUAUUUUUUAAGUGGAUGGGUAAUACUGUCAAGAAUUUUUUCGAUUUGCACGAAUAAUUGUCAUGUAAAUUUAAUUAUUUUACAUGAGUUAAGAUUUUUUAUAUAUAAUUAAAAAAAUUACAUCAUUAUCUUCAAUGGAAAUAGAAGUAUUUAAAAAUGUAUGUUUUAAUUAAAGAGUAUUAACUAUUUUUA